Messenger RNA from Plutella xylostella (diamondback moth), 3411 nucleotides. RefSeq names its product nuclear RNA export factor small bristles (gene sbr). Lineage: Eukaryota; Metazoa; Arthropoda; Insecta; Lepidoptera; Plutellidae. Gene Ontology annotation, molecular function: RNA binding; protein binding. Gene Ontology annotation, biological process: poly(A)+ mRNA export from nucleus. Gene Ontology annotation, cellular component: nucleus; cytoplasm. The record is from RefSeq and is a predicted model, not a curated record.
AAAUUAUAUUAUCAAAAAGCGUGCUGAAAUAGCAUACAUAAAUAUUUUAGUUGAAAGACUAUUUAUAGAUUUAAUUACGUUAGUGAAGUCAAGUCUGACAUUGAUACAAUUUGUGCAAAGUUACUUGUUCUCGCCUCAACUUUCUUUUCUACUGAUCAUGCCUAAACGUGGUGGAGGAAGAAAUAACAGAAACUGGAGAAAUAAUGACAAUGAUCAUUUUGAGCACGAUGACCGCAUACGCAGCAACAACACACGGCGUGUCAGCUUCAAGCCUGGCACCAACAAGGGGAAAAACAAGUUCUCCAACUUUCCCAAUGACAUGUCCAAGCUAAUGUUGGAUGAUGACAUCGACAUGGGCGCCCAGGGGGGCCACGGGGGGCACGGGGGGCCGCGCGGACCCAUGCACAAGGGCUCGUUCAGGGGCCGCGGGGGCAUGCGGCUCAACUCCCCUGUACCGAGAGGCCAUGGAAUACCCAACAAAAAGUUUGUCGCGGGAAUGCUACCAUACUAUCAAGUCAUCAUACCGUACGGAGCUAAACACGAAAGGGAUGUUGUCCUAAAAGCUCUCCUCAGCUACAUGUCACCAGACGUCUUCAUCCCGCACUACUACAAGAUCACCGGCAAUGCUGCAACAUUCUAUGUGGAUGAUGCAAGUGUGGCAGAAAAACUGUUCUAUGCUGACAGAAAGAUUACCAUGUCUGAUGGUUUCAAACUGGUUGUGAUUGUGAGGAAUUCUGUGCCUAAAGUCACUAUUGAUGCCGAGAUGAAGGAGAAAAUGAAACUGACUAUGGCUAAGAGGUACAAUGCCACUACAAAAGCUUUGGACCUUACCAAAUUUCAUGCUGAUCCAGAUUUGACUGACAUAUUCUGUGCCCUGUUCCGACCAAUGAUAAUGCUGGCGGCUAUUGACAUAAUGGAGGAGAACAUUCCGGACCUUGAAGCCCUCAACCUAAAUGACAACAAGUUGCAUGGCAUAGAUCAUCUGAAGGUUCUCGCCACAAAACUGAAGAGCUUGAAGAUAUUGUACAUGGGAGACAACAGGAUACCAUUCCUGGGCUCUCUGGAGUCAAUCAAAGCCCUGCCGUUGGUGGAACUCUACCUCAAGGGAAACCCUCUUGUGAACAGGUUUCGGGACCAUGAAAUUUAUGUCAGCGAUGUGCGGAAGAAAUUCCCCAAGUUGACCAGAUUGGACGGCGCGGACCUCCCCCCAGCGAUUGGCUUCGACGUGUCCGAAGUCCUCACCCUGCCGCCGCGCCAGCAGUCCUUCCUCGUAGACCCGUCAGGCCAAGACCUGGUCAGGGAAUUCCUGACGCAAUACUUCGCCAUAUACGACUCGGAUUCAAGACAACAGCUGUUGGAAGCCUAUCAUGAAAACGCUAUAAUGUCUAUGGCGACUAAUUACCUGACCAAUGAUAACAGGAACUCGGCGAAUACUAGACUGAACGCCUACAUAACGAACAGCCGCAACAUCCUCCGAGUGACGGAGCGCGAGUCCCGGCGGCGCUACCUCAAGCAGGGGCGGCUGCAGCUCGUGAGCUUCCUGUCCGACCUGCCGAGGACCAAGCACGAUCUGAUGGGCUUUGCCGUGGACUUACACGUGUUUACUCCGACGCUGAUAGUGCUGACAAUGAGUGGCGUCUUCAAGGAGACGGUGACAGUGAACACGCCCACUCGCAACUUCCAUCGCACGUUCACGAUCGUGCCCAACGGCAGCGGCGGGUUCUCCAUAGUGAAUGAUAUGCUGUUCAUUACUAAUACUACUAGGCAACAGAGAGACGAGGCGUUCGCCACAUCUCUACCCGAGGCUUCAACAUCAUCAGCCCCGGCCCCCGCACCCGCGCCCGCCCCCGCCCCCGCCGCGGGCGGCGACGAAGCUGCCAAGAUGCAAGCCAUGGCGUUAUUGAGCCAACAGACUGGCAUGAACCAGCAUUGGAGCAUGAACUGCCUUCAAGAAACUGGCUGGGACCUCCAACGGGCGCUCUUCAUUUUCAACCAGCUGCAGUCGGAAGGGAAAAUACCACCGGAAGCUUUCGUGAAAUAACCUGCCAAAUUAAGAAGACUUGACUGAGGCUGUGCCCAACAUGUGUACAUAGAGAAUAGAGUGUAAGCUGAGAAGCUGCUGAAUUUAUUCGGAUUGGUGAUGUCAGAAUCCGAUCGGAUUCAAUUUUAAUGUGUGGUUAAUUGAUUGUAACUAAAAUUGUUACAUUGUUACCUGGAAAAUUAAUUUUAAUUUCAAAAUAAUGAACAUGAAGAGAGAAAAUAGAAGAUUUAAAAGUUUAGUUUUAAAACUAAGUCAAAGUUCCAAAGUACAGUAAAGUUUUGAAAAUAUUAGAAUAGUUUAGGUUUUGAAUUUUCCAUGAUCUUUGUUCUUGCAUUUGUUGCGAUUUGAUGUCUGUGUUUAAAUUCAAAUUACUCUAAGACUUCUAAAUAUAAAAAAAUACUUCAAUGUGCAAUCAUAUGCAUAUCAUGUAAUAAGGUAAAGUCAAAUCAUUCAUCGUAUUAUCGUGCAAAGAAUAUUUUAAAUUUAGGUUUCCAAGGCAUGUUUGUAGCUAUAUAGCGUGCUAUAGUUAAAAUUCUUGAACUUGAAGUCUGUUGAUUGUUCCUAAAAGCUCUCUUGUAAUUGGUUAGCCCAGUGGCCAUUUUGUUUAAUCUCUUUUCUUAUUGGUCAAGUCCACUCAACAGUACUUACUACAAUAACUUAUAGAUGUUGAUUCCAUUCCUUUCUAUCAAAGAUUUUUAUUGUAUGCAUGCUGCCAGAAUAUUUUUAAAUUAAACUUUCUAUAUUGUUAUACUUAAAUAGAAAGCAGAACUGAACUAGAGCAAUACAUUUAGUAAAAUAUCAUACAUUAUAAUUAAUAAUAUUAAAAUAUUGUUUGUGAAUGAAUUCAAAACCAGCACAAUGUUAAUUUCUUUACUGUUACGAGUACUUGUUAAAAGUUUUGUCAACUAUUACAAUUUUCAUGUAUAAAAAUGUACUUCGACUUAUAUUCUGUUAUAAGGAAAAUCGUUACGGGGUUGGGAUCUACAAACCAAUGGAUGGAGUUCUCAAGGCGACGCUCAACGAUUGGUUCACGGUCGAACUUUGGUGUUGAUUGUGCAUUGCUGGCUUAGUGCGAGCCGGACCGAGUUGCCUUCAUUGACAGCGAUUUUUGUACGACAUCCCUUGCGAUUGUGUCACAGCGGAACCUCCUAAGAACACAGUUCUUUUGUGGGCUAGCUGUGCGGACAUCCAGGGACCAAUCACACUAGUUGUAAUAUGACCACAGCGACCGAUUUUAGAGAAAAGCCGAGAGACUCCUACAAUGGUCUUGUAACGGGGAAGCGUAGGGCCAAAUGAGUUUAAGGGCAAACCUUAUGUGUAAAUAUAUUAAGUUUAUUUUCGAAUAGAGUAAUAAAUAUUUUUUGAUGAUA